Oreochromis niloticus (Nile tilapia) is the source of this 623-nucleotide messenger RNA. RefSeq names its product V-set domain-containing T-cell activation inhibitor 1. Gene Ontology annotation, cellular component: external side of plasma membrane. Gene Ontology annotation, biological process: regulation of cytokine production; T cell receptor signaling pathway. Bases 83 to 622 code for a protein of 179 amino acids. Gene Ontology annotation, molecular function: signaling receptor binding. NCBI's taxonomy places the organism in Eukaryota, Metazoa, Chordata, Actinopteri, Cichliformes, Cichlidae. The transcript has 3 exons. The record is from RefSeq and is a predicted model, not a curated record.
AGUGUGCUGAGAGGAGUGGCUCCGAGCUCCGUUUUAUUAAAGAGAUCCUGUAACGUCUGAACGUUUGAGGGUUUCUGCAGACAUGGAGCUUCUACCACUUCUGAUUCUGAGCUUCUGUUUCCCGAAUUUGUCCGGACUGACGUUUGGUGCUGAAUCCGGGACACCUGUGACCAGAGUGACGGUGAAAGAAGAUGAUGGUGUCAUUUUACCCUGCUCCCUCAGCACCAAUGAGAACAUUGAGUCAAUGCUGUUUGACUGGAAGAAAGAAGGAACAGUUCCACAAAAGAAUGUGUUCCUGUAUGAUGAUGGCAAAUAUUACAAUAAUGGCCUCUUAGGUCAAGAUGAGGAGUUCAAAGAUCGAGUCUCACAUUUUCCAGAAGAGUUAAAGCAUGGCAACGCGUCUAUAAGAAUAAAAAAAACUAGGCUGGAAGACAACGGAACCUAUUUAUGUAAAUUUCCAAACCUGAAGCCAGAAAUCAGAACAUUCCACAUUCAGCUUGUUGUUGGUGUGAGUGGGCUCUAUGUAGGAGGUACAGGAUGGCAUCCUCCACUCCAACAUCCGCCUUGUAUGCGAACUGUAGUGGGUCCUGAGCAUGUUGUACCUGUGGUCGGAGGAGGUUGAG